Molecule: messenger RNA, 1402 nt
Organism: Patiria miniata (bat star)
Lineage: Eukaryota; Metazoa; Echinodermata; Asteroidea; Valvatida; Asterinidae
Product: partner of bursicon-like
Exons: 3
Coding region: 447-860 (137 amino acids)
Biological process (GO): G protein-coupled receptor signaling pathway
Cellular component (GO): bursicon neuropeptide hormone complex; extracellular region
Molecular function (GO): G protein-coupled receptor binding; neuropeptide hormone activity
Source: RefSeq, a predicted model, not a curated record
AGAGAGAACAACAAAUAGUAAAAGUGCCAAAGUGAAAAACAUAAUUGACAACUCUCGGAAUUUGGUCGGACGUAGGGCUGAUAUUUUAUUUGUCAAAAGCGGUGAAGAAUGGGCUGGCGAUCCCGACCCCCGCGAACUGGCUGAAUGCCGCGCGACUCGGGGAGAAAAAGGCGGCGUUACACGGGGCCGACGUUUGCGGGGUACGCCGUGGCAAGAGGGGUAAGGACUGCCUAUAUUAAUGUCAUGCCGAGCUGAUGACUGGAGGCGUUUUAUCUGUUAACCUUGACGUGUGUGGUGAUAUCUUCAUUGAUUCGGACUUUUUUUGUUCACACGAGCGGGGCUAUAUCGCUGUAUAAGUGCAGUUGCUGGGUUUACUGUACAGAACACUAGUAGGAACAUCCCAGGUCGGACAACAAAGCGUUAAAGCGGAGCUCCACCUGUUCAACAUGGCGCCUACGAAUCACACGCUGGCCACCAUCUUGCUCUUGUGCUGUGCCCUGUCCGUGGCCCUGCUCCCUAGCAGCGCCGGUAGGCUGCAGAGCACAUGCGCAGUGGGGACCACCUCGAUCAGGAUCCAGGAAGAGUUCGUGGACGAGGAUGGCGGGGAAGUGGUCUACUGCAGGGGCACAGCGACGGUCAACAAGUGCGAAGGGACAUGUAUCUCACAAUCGACACCGAGUAUUGUGUCACCAACGGGAUAUUCAAAGGAUUGCAGCUGCUGUCGGGAGGAGAGACUGGUAUCCCAAGACGUAAUACUGACGGAAUGCUACGACAGCGCUGGUAACGCUCUAUUGGGCCGGAGUUACCCAGUACAAGUUCCCGAGCCAGACUCCUGCCGCUGUCAACGAUGCUCGCUUUAACGCGGUAUUAUACCAGAGUGUCGGAGAAAGGCCCAUUUAGGAAUUGGGGGAAAAAUCUGCCCAUUUACGAAUAAUACCGUGCCUGAUAUUUUGGGGUUCGUCAAUUUCCAUUAUCAUUGUCAAUUUUUUUUUUUUUAAUUAUCUCCCAGUUAUUAUUUUCACCUUUCUUCAACUUGAUGAACAUUAAUAUGUCGAAAAGAAUUAUGUGCUUAAACGCCUCUUAAAUGUAGAAAUAUGGACGAGUUAGCUUACCAAGCAAAGUUAGACUAGGAAAUAUGACACUCUCUCGAAAUAUGUAUCAAAAGCAAGGAGGUUUUUUCUUUAGUUUAUCUCAUAUGGAUGCGUUUUGCUAUUUUUGUGAAAUUCUAAAUGGGUCUGUUCUCCCAAUAAAACUUACCGACGAUUAACACGACCGAGAUACUGAGUUCACCUGUCAAGGUAGAAAGGUGUAUAAUUUCAUCUGUCAAUGGUUGAUUUCAGAGGGGGCUGUUUGAAUAGCUGAACAGCCAACAAAAUGGGGUAUUGUCUAUAAAAAAAAAAAA